GCUGUCCUGGAUAAAGGAAAACGCAAAGAAAGCAUACUGGUCGACAAUUCAUCCACACUGGGUGUACAAAAGCAACCAUGCCACUCUAUGGUGACUUUUGUGUGCGGCUGCAAAAUGCCGCCCGCGCUCGCAUUCGUUCCGUUCCUGUCCAGGCAACCAAGGACAAUCUCUCCAUGGCGCAGAUCCUGCUUCAGCAAGGCUUCAUCUACAACGUCACCCGCGGCACACUUGCCGGCCCGUCGCCAGCCACUUGGAACAAAGCGGGGAUCGCGGACCGACGCUUAUGGAUCGACCUCAAGUACCGCAUGGACGAGCGGCCAGUCCUGGGAAACAUGUCACUCAUAUCCAAACCUUCGCGGCGGCUCGUGAUGGAUACUGGGGAGCUGCUACGCUUUGCAACAGGCAGAAGAGCAAAGUUCGUCAAGCCAUUAACUCUAGGAGAGAUUGGUCUUGUCAAUUGCGGGUCAGCUGGGUGGUUUGAAGUCAAGGAUGCUAUUCAGAGAGGCCUUGGAGGCGAGUUGGUUGCCCGCGCUUCAUAACCACAGCAGGACGCACUGCAACACGAAAUUGCACUAUCCCUCGUACCGCUCCUAAUCUUGCAUUGCAUAUCCGACAUUGUAUCAUACCGCAAGCGUGAAAUUCCGCAUCAUCGCUUUCUGCGACCCGGUCU
This is a messenger RNA of Tilletiaria anomala UBC 951, 670 nucleotides long. Its product is annotated as ribosomal protein S8. Gene Ontology annotation, molecular function: structural constituent of ribosome. NCBI's taxonomy places the organism in Eukaryota, Fungi, Basidiomycota, Exobasidiomycetes, Georgefischeriales, Tilletiariaceae. The record is from RefSeq and is a predicted model, not a curated record. Gene Ontology annotation, biological process: translation. Gene Ontology annotation, cellular component: ribosome. The transcript has 2 exons. The coding region runs from base 78 to 539 and encodes 153 amino acids.